Molecule: messenger RNA, 264 nt
Organism: Gongylonema pulchrum
Lineage: Eukaryota; Metazoa; Nematoda; Chromadorea; Rhabditida; Gongylonematidae
Source: the annotation of a GenBank genome assembly
ACUGCUCGCAUUCCAUUCACAAUCGUAUCAAUUGAAAGAAUUCCGCCGCUUUCUGAUGAUGCUGUGGAAGCUGGAGUUGAGCUUAUGGCAGGCGAGAAACUAGCCCCGGAAUUAUUAGUGGCUGACAAUGACAAGGGGAUGAAACCGCCCUUCAUUUCGCCGCAUCGCACAACCUUCUGGAUAACUACUGUUGCUGCACUGACCGAUUGUGUCGCAUCGGCUGCUUUGAUUCUGGAUAACGAAACACCCACUGUUACAUUUUGA